Daktulosphaira vitifoliae (grape phylloxera) is the source of this 921-nucleotide messenger RNA. RefSeq lists its product as uncharacterized. The coding region runs from base 1 to 921 and encodes 306 amino acids. Gene Ontology annotation, molecular function: nucleic acid binding. Lineage: Eukaryota; Metazoa; Arthropoda; Insecta; Hemiptera; Phylloxeridae. The record is from RefSeq and is a predicted model, not a curated record. The transcript has 2 exons.
AUGUCGAUGUUUGGCAGCUUUAAUCGCUCAAAAUGUAGGGUUAGGACACUUUCAACUGUACAAAAGUCUACCUUAGUUUUAGCUUAUCUUAAAACUAAUCCAAAUAGUUCAUUAAGAUCUGUGGCAGAAAUAUUGGGAUUAUCUUACAGUACCGUUCAAUGUAUUUGUAAACGGUACAAAUACCAUCCAUAUAAAUCGACAAAUGUCCAACAAUUGCUAACCAGUGAUUAUGAAAGGCGAUUAGAAUUUGUUUUUCAUAUUAUGGUAAAUUUGGAGGAUAACCCAAAUUUUUUAUCACGGAUAUUGUGGACUGAUGAGUCAAAAUUUUGUAAUAAUGGUGUUGUCAAUCAUCACAAUAGCCAUUAUUGGAGUGACACCAAUCCUCACUUAACAAUUGAGAGUAAAAGUCAGUUUCGGUGGAAUAUUAAUGUUUGGUGUGGUGUGAUUGAUAAUAAGCUUAUUGGACCUUAUUUUUUUGAAGAAAAUUUAAAUGCUACUAGAUAUUUGAAUUUUCUGAAAAAUGAUUUACCAGUUUUGCUGGAAGACUUACCAUUGGAAAUGAGGCAGCAUAUUAUAUGGCAACAAGAUGGUGCACCAGCUCAUAAUGCCAAAAUUGUUCAACAAUAUUUGAAUACAAUUUAUUACAAUGGUAAUUGGAUUGGAACAAAUAGCCCUGUUGUGAAAUGGCCACCACGGUCACCAGAUUUAACUGUACUAGAUUUUUACUUGUGGAGUUAUUUGAAAAAUGAAGUGUACAGAGAGCAGCAGCAGUUUUCUUCUAAAGAAGAAUUAAAACUUAAAAUAACCGAAGUAUGUUCAAAUAUUCCACAUGAUGUUAUUAAAAGAGCAACAAAUAACGAAGUAAAAAGAAGAUUAGAAUUCUGCUUUAACACUGAUGGGCAACAUUUCCAACAUUUGUAA